AAAAAUUCGAAUGGAGAUCAGAUUCUUAAAGCGGACAUCCUCCCUCAACUUUCGAAUGAUGUAUUGGUAGUUUAAAAACACCGAUCGUUCGCAUUUAUUGACUUAUUGGACGGUCGCAUUUUUAGUGGAUAGUAAACUCGAUCUAUGAACCAGAAGAGUUAAAGGAGAAGUUAAUGAUGGGGAGUGGCAAUGGGAAAUGUUGCGAAAAAGGAGAAGAGGGGGAAGAGACUAAACCGCAUGUCUUGCCAGGAUUUGAACUGAAGUAUGGAGUGAAUGAUGCCCCUCCUUGGUACCUAAGCAUACUUCUAGGAUUCCAGACAUAUCUAAUAAUGUUUGGUGCCACCCUAGCCAUUCCAUUCCUCCUAGCAAAGCACUUGUGCAUCUCAGAUGACUAUGUUGCCCUGAGUGAACUCAUUUCAACCAUUUUCUUCUGCUCUGGGAUAGCUACUCUCCUUCAGACUACAUUUGGAGUCAGCAGGUCUAGUAGGGAAUAUAACAGCAAACACAGAGGGAUUGGUGACCACUGCAGGAAUCAACUUAACAACCGCUGGAUAUGA
Owenia fusiformis is the source of this 557-nucleotide messenger RNA. Lineage: Eukaryota; Metazoa; Annelida; Polychaeta; Sabellida; Oweniidae. The record is from the annotation of a GenBank genome assembly.